Molecule: messenger RNA, 8582 nt
Organism: Dicentrarchus labrax (European seabass)
Lineage: Eukaryota; Metazoa; Chordata; Actinopteri; Moronidae
Gene: znf618
Product: zinc finger protein 618
Exons: 16
Coding region: 490-3486 (998 amino acids)
Molecular function (GO): protein dimerization activity
Source: RefSeq, a predicted model, not a curated record
UUCCCCCCCCUGUCUUCUUCCCAGACUUUUUUCCUUUUUCUUUCUUUUUUUCCCCAUGUAGGCUAAUAUACAGGCCGGCGCUGCAAUUUCGGAAUCUGCCCUUGUAUAUGGCGGACGAAAUUUCCACAAGAGGAACCGCAACACAACCCGCCCCCCCUGUGCACGGCAGAAAACGGAGAGAGCUUGCACGGACCGAGUAAAGCUCGGCAAAUUCAUGAUUCAUUACGCCAUUACUCUUUCUAAAAUGUAACGUAGCGUGUCGCGGAGGGAUAAAAAAAAAAAAAAGAAAAAGAGAGAGCCCGUGGUGAAAUUUUUUUUUUUAACAAUUGGAAUUUCUCAUAACUAAUUCACAAUUUUUUUUUUGGGGGAGGAAGCAGUUUGUUGUGCAGUCACCUCUGGUCGGGGAGGGAAGGUUUCUGGAGCGGGGGAGCCUGGUUCGCAUGAGCUGCAUCGUUUUUGGAGAAGCACAGGCUCAGAGGAGGUGGAGUCAUGAGUGCACAAGAGGCACCCAAUCCUGGGAAGGAGCAGGCGGACGGUGGGAGUGCAGCCACAGAUGGCCCCUCACCAACCUUAGGCCCAAAGUCCAAGAAUACUAGUCCGCCACCUGUCACAAUAAAGAAAGAGCCUGGAACCUCGGAGACGAGUAACGGCAAAGUGGGUGAUGCCAACCCUGCUGAGAUCUGCGUUGUUAUUGGAGGAAAUGAUGGAGGAGCAAGUGGAGGUGGAUCCCGUAGAGCUCAGACCGAGGGUAUGUUUGCCCUUGGUACUCCUCCUCCAACGAAGAGCACAGACUCAUGCAUAGGUUCCUAUGUAUGUGGGGUAUGUGGGAAGAAGUACAAGUACUAUAACUGCUUUCAGACACACGUCAGGGCACACAGAGAAUCCGAGAGCAUGGUUGGAGACGGUCUACCCCCGACACCCAACAUCUUGUCUCCUCACUGUAGACGCCUUCCCAUAUGUGACAUCCUAAUGUCAAGUACUCGUAGCUUCCGUUAUUCCUGUGACAUCUGUGGCAAGAAGUAUAAAUACUACAGCUGCUUCCAGGAGCACCGUGACCUGCAUGCAGUUGAUGAUCCAUAUGAACAGGUAGUGUUACCUGUGGACAGCCUUAAAGAGGAGGAGCCAGUUGAACCUUACCAGAAAAUUGGACCAAGGGAAAAAGCACUCGCCCACCUCCGCAGAGACCGCGGGUUCAACCGACGGCAGCGGGUGUCCCUUCAAACACAAUUGGCAGUGUUCGCAGAAACUGGGAGCUAUGUUUGCGAGUUCUGUGGGAAGCAGUACAAGUACUUCAAUCCAUACCAGGAGCAUGUUGCUCUUCACACACCAAUGGGCUCCUUUGAUAUGAAGGCUUCACGGGUACAGGAAUGUGGGAGCAUGGAUAUGACUAAAUUUGGCCACAGCCAAACUGGUAAGAUAAAAAACAGUCCAUUCAGGCGGAAACUGGAAAGUGCAAUUCAGUCUAGUCUGGUUGACACAAAUAGCUCGCAAAAUUCAAGCGGAACGCCGAGCCCUCUGGUGGCCACCUCCUUCUCUACAACCCAGAAACCCUACACUUGUGGUGCCUGUGGCAUCCAGUUCCAGUUCUACAACAACCUCCUGGAGCACAUGCAGUCCCACGCUGCGGACAACGAGAACCACACCAAAGGGGACUCUCCCAAAACCUCCUCAGCCUCCGGUCCUCAAGAGCCGCUGUGGAGAGGUUCUCAGGCUCAGACUCAGACUCAGACUCAGACUCAGACUCAGGCCCAGGCCCAGGCCCAGGCCCAGGCCCAUUCCUCAGUUAAACUACAAAUGCAGCCUCAAACUAUCUCCCAGAGAAACCACACUCUCAGCCAGAAUAAUGGACUACCUGAGAAGGAGCGACAGCAGGUGGCUGAGCGCCUCUUACGGGUAAUGUGUUCGGAUCUGAGCAUGCUAAAUGUGCUCAACAGCAAGGACUUCCUGAAGUUGGCACAGACCCUAGUGGAUACGGGUGCUCGUCAUGGUGCCUACUCCACCCGUGAUGCUUUUGGCAACAUGAGUGCCUUGGCACUGCGCCAGCUGCCUCGCAUGUACAACCAAGUCAAAGUCAAAGUCACGUGUGCUCUAGGCUCCAAUGCUUCGCUUGGCAUCGCUGUCACCUGCCACUCCCAGACAUCAGGCCCAGAUGCUUGCUAUGUUCUUACAGCCUACCAGGUGGAAGGCUCGAGACUGAAGCGUUAUGUGCUCGGUGUGAGGGAGGCUGAGCUGAGGGAAGGGCCUGAGCAGGUUCACCACUGGGUGCAGAAUGUGCUGUCUGAGUUUGUAAUGUCAGACAUUCGCACUGUGUAUGUCUCAGAGCCAAGAGUGUGGGGAGCAGGAUUUGCGGGAUCACCGCUUGGUGGCGGCGGACGCGGCAGGAUAUGCUUGCGAUGCGCGGGGUGUUCACUCGGUGCAGUCGUUCAGGCUGUUCUCGGGAAGCGCAGCCUCCAAGCUCGAGGUCUCCAUGAGUUGGCUGAGCUUCUCUCAACAUGCCGAGAUAUCGCCUCUUCUUCCACACUGGCUCUUCGCGAGGACCAGUGCACCAACACAUCCACAAGCACAACCGAGGAAGGUACACAUAGCAGCCCUGCACAAUUCCCCACACCUCCUUGCUGGGAUCGUACGGCUGAAGCUCUUCUGCAGGUCCAUGCCCACUUUGAACAGAUUUGUGAGGCCUAUGGACGCAGUAAGUCCACGGCUCCAAUCCUCCAAGGUCUCAACAAGCAUCUGCUAGGGACGCUGGCUUGUCUGCUGGCACCUCUACGUCUGGCAGCUCUGGAGCUGAGCAGUCAGAGGAGACCAACCUUACAGCAGGUGCUGCCCGUCUACCUGCGCUUGGAGAAGUUUUUCACAUCCAAAGCUGGAGAGGCUGGAACCGGCACAGCUAGCAAACUCUGCCACUACUUUCUGGAAGCACUAAAGGAAAACUUUAAGGUUGAACGAGCCCACCAGGUAGCCAUGGUCCUGGACCCCCAGCUCAAGCUACGUUCAGUGCCAGCCUACCAGCAUGAAGACAUAAUCUCUCGUGCAUGCGAAAUGGCUGCUGAUACCAGGGAUGGAAGCAUGACCGGUGGCGGAGGUUCAGGCGGCGAAGAGCGGGACACUGACGGCCCACCAACCCCUAAAAUAAGCCGCGUAGAGGGAGGGGGAAACAAUGGCGGCACCUCAAGGGGGACCUCCUCAUCUUGCACAGUGUCUGGUAAUGAUGAGAGUCAGAGCCAAGUCAGACAAGAGAUUUUUCAAUACCUGGCUGAACCUCUUCUCCAAGGCACACCUGACCUCUUCCAGUACUGGAGCUCAGCAGUGGGUGACAAGUUCCCCAGGCUCGCUCGCCUGGCACUGUGGCUCCUCGCUGUGCCCGCUGUGGGCAUACGCAGCGAGUGCGUGACUGUUUGUGAGCAGAGCCUGGCUAUGAAGAGGAGGCAGCAGGUAACCGCUGAAGAGAUGAACAAACUCAUUUUCCUUCGCUCCAACAUGGGCUAGGAGAGAAACCCAACCAACCCUAACCAACCAAACCUUCACCUCCAACCAAUGACUUAAGACUAUUAUUUAUAUACUGUAGGUUUAGACCAACUGUAAACUUAAAUGUGUAUGGACAUUAAAUACUUCUCGAGACAGAUAUUUACAGGAAACUCACAUUGUACAGGUUGCAAACACCCAUUAAACAAUACGGCUUAUUACACAUUUUAUACAGAGAAAGGACUGUUGUAAAGUACAGUGGACAAAAUGUAGGGGUGGAACGGUAACAUUCAAAAGAUUGUCCUGUUUGGUACGCCACCCUCGGUAUGGGAUGCACACGUAAGCAGGAUGAGUUUCAGUCUUAACACGGCCAGUGAUUUGAGUUACUCCAGCCUAAUGACUAAACUGCUAAAAGGCUCUAAUGCUGUUAUUCUCACUGGAUGGCAACAUUUUCAGGUAAAGUCAGCUUUCACUGAUUUGAAGCUACUGUCAUAGACCUCUGAAAACACAUAUAGCAGUAAGGACUGUAGCAUGUACAGUAAGUCGGAGAAUGAUCAUUUUCAUUGGUGUGUGACAAAAAACAUUCAAGUGGUGAAUUCUCACUGCCAUUGCACCUCUGACAAUUAGGUGUACUAGGAUUAUUAUUUAUUCACGUAUCAAUAAAAAAUAUAUUUUUCAUAUAACAUAUUCAGCCAUGGGAGAUGGGUUAGGUUAAAUGAGAGCUAAAUCAUUGCAGCUGAUUUGACAGUUGCUUCAGUGGCCUAAAAAUGUAGCUGUGGAUCAUUUGCAUGGACUGGGCUACAUGCAUUAUUCAUAUUUAAAUGGGUAAAAAGCAGUUGAUAAAACAUUAAUAAUGAUAUGAUGCUUUUCUUUUUGUUUAUGUAAGAAAUUGUAAAAGAAAAUAAGUCAAAAUUAACUCGAGAGGUUAACCCUAACCCUUAUGCUGCUAGAUAUGCAAGUCAAAUGGCUAGAUUUGCACAGAACGGCCAGUGUCGCAAAGUUCAGUUGAAUAAAAUGCACAAAAAUGUACAUGCACAAAAAGGACAGCAUCAUAUUAGUGCCUGUUUGUGGUCGGCCAUUACGCUGAUUUCAUUCAGCCUUACCUAUACAAUAGCUGGGUUGCACCAACAGGAAAUCAAAUAACAUGUUCAAUAAAUAAAUCCUUAUAUUAUCCUUUAAUGCCUACAACCCAGCUUGUAAUCACACAAUAAUGACAUCUAGAGGCCAUUUUGUCGGGCUUGAUGAUAGUUUCCAGUGCUGGUAGUUCAGGACUGGCACAUCAGUGAGGUCUGUAAAAGAGACGCCUACAGUCAGCGAUAAGUUGCUCUCAGAUAGACAGCAGUAACGUUAUUAGCCAUCAGUUUGGUAAGCUCGUAGGCAAGGAUUUAAUUCAUAAUUGCAUAAAUCCUUGUGUGGUUGCCCACUGUGUGUGUGGGUGUGUGUGCGUGAGUGUGUGUGUGUGUGUGUGUGUUAUGUACAUGUUUUUUUUUUUUUUUGGUGUAAGCUUAAUUAGUCUCGUCCAUAGAAAAUUUAUUAUUUUAUUUAUUCUUUCCUCAUUUAUCAUUCUAAUAUAAGCAUUGUCUUCCUUAUAUAUACUACAAAUUUCAAUUUUUAAGGCAAUAAGCUUUAUCACAGGGCAUAGUUUCCAACUUUCUCUACUAAAAAUGACUGUUCUCAUGACACUCCUACAGUUAAUUAUUAAUGGUAAAUUAUUUUCUGUUUGUGAAAUCAAUGGGAUUUUCUCAGGAAUGAGUGCACCCACGUUGGCACCAACACUUUUUUCCUCACUGUACCGAAAACACACCAAACUGUGACCUCAAUGCCGAGGUAUGUACUGAACCGUGACUUUUGUGAAACGUUCCACCCCCCAAAUGCAGUUAGUGCCAUUUGCAACAAACGGAAAAAUAGAUCACUGAGGGUUUAUUUUUUUCAGGAUGAAGUGAAUUCUGCAAGUACAUUCACUAAAGUCAACACAUGCAUACUAACUUAUUUUUUUAUGGAUUCUAAUAUACAUUUACUCAAGCUGAUACCUCCUAAAAUGACUUGGAUGAAUGGAAGUUAUACUGUAAAUUUGUUUGUUGCCUUUGGUACUAAUCAGUCAAGUACUAGUUUGUCAUCUCUGUUUUUGGGCCUUAAGUCUCUUUCAUGCGACCACCUUAAACCCUACAGUCAGAGCCAACAUCAUGCCUUUUUUAUCGCUGUUAAAUGGCCUUCUUUUCUUUUCUAAAGCUUAUAGUUUUUUAUUUUUCUUUCACUCAUGUAGACUCAAAGGGACUUAUGGCUGAUGGUUGGAAACAGUGUCCUCUAGUGGUCAACUGUGGACUUCUUAAAAUCAUGGACAACUGUGGUGUUACACAAGUGCUUUAUUCCAAAGUUCCCAAGUUUUAAAAAAGAAAAUUGAACACCUUUUGGAGUAAUCUCUUGGUUUAUAAAACAAGUCAGGAAUUAUUUCAACAAUAACACACCCAAGCACAAGUAUCUAUCACUGUAUAAACCUAUACUGAAAAGACUCCGUAGUAGAUUAAAACCACAUUUGCAGGUCUUCAUUAGGGGUCGCACCAGAGCAGGAAGACAUAUCAGUACUGAUUUUUAUGGUAUGAAACCUUUAUUGGGUUUUGUUUAUCACAAUAUUUGUGGUGCAACUUACAUAUUGUCUUUUGAUCCUAAAGGGUAGAGUACAGUUACAUACUCCAUAUGAAUGAACAGGGAAUGUCUCCACCUGCUUUGAAUUAACUUUUUUUUGUGCCAGAGGCUGCGUCAUCUACUCUGUAUUCAAAUAUUAAACACUAAUAGUCGUAACUGAAUAUAUAAGCCCAUUUUCAUCAGCAAAAAACCUAAUUUUAUCACUUUUUGUCAUGUUUCCCCUCUUUAGACCCCAGUAUCACUUAAGGUAUGGUCACCAUUUCCUGUUUUGGUUUGAUCUUCAUGGGUCAGAGUUCAUCUUUUGUUCAACUUUGACCUCAAAGAUGUGCACAGAGAGCCAACAGUAAGACAGGUGAACUCUACUUGGACAUGUAGAAGUCACUAUGGUAGCCCUGUGCCAAUUAUGUUUAACAUAAGGCUAAUGUGACUGUAAGGACACAGGAAGUAAGGAGUUGGUACAUUGCACAUGGGAAAUUUAUAGAACAUCAAAGAGAAUGGUCUAGUGUAAAGCCAAGAACACAUUUGUGGUCUCACAAGAAUGAUAAUCUUCUACCUGAAUGCAGUUGUGUCAAUUUUCAGUUAUAUGAUAAAAAUGCUAAUGUCAGUCAAUCAAAGGUGAAUGGCUUUGCAUUUCAAACUGUUUCACAACUACAUAAGAUGUUUUUUAAUAGACUCCUUACCUCCAUUAAUAACUUUGAUUUAGUGUUUAAUAAAUGCUUUUCUGUCCUUUUAAGGGUAACUUAACACCAGGCUGAAAAACACUCUUCUGCUGCCCUCUUUGGUUGAAGCUUUUCAAGCCUGUUUCACCACAUCCAUCAUCACCGAUGGGUGUGGUCUGAAAUGUGCUCUUUGGCACCUGUAACCGCACCUGUAAUCAGACCCAACAGUGAUGUCCUGGGGUCUUAGAAUACACCUGUACAUCACUGGAUCCAGGUGAGAAGUUAAACCACUGGAGGUCAGCAAAGACAACAUUGUCAGGGGGUGUUAAGUUUCAAUAUAAUGAUUUCUUUAUUUGAUUUUUUUUUUUAUUUGGUUCUUGACAGGAAUUAUUAUGAUGUUCGGGUUGAUUUAGUUACCCAACCUCAGUUGGAACAGUUAAUCUGUUUUUUCCUCUGUAAGGCUUGGGAGAAUGACUUAAUUCAAUGUAACCAAGACAUACACUUUUUUCAUUGUGAUAAUUUGCAUUCCUGAAAUCAAUAUGUAUACUGCUGUUUUAUGUCACACAUUUAUAUUUUGGUAAAAAAAAAGAAGAAAAAAAAUGAAAAUAGGUGUAAAUUAUAUUUUAAAUUUAAUUUUCUAAGUACCAAUCAAAUGUUUUACCUCAGUACUCAGAAGGUAAUGUUGUAAUUUCAAAAUUGGAAAUCAGCUGUUCAUACAAUAUUUAGCUUUGGUCAAAGAUACAGUCAAAUUACUGUACAUUGGUUUGUGAUUUUAGCAAUGAUCCUCAAUUGAACUGAUGAAGGGAUUUUUCUUACAGUUUUUAAAUAAGUAUUUUAAAUAGAAUAUGCUCUGGGACAAAAUGCCAUUGUUGACGUAAUGAUGUCAACUUAAUUUUACUUAGAAAUAGUGUUCCUUUUGUUGAUUAAAUGAGAAUUAUAUCUAAGAUAUGCAUGCUUUUAAUAAGAGUACUGAUUAUAUAAAGUUGGAGCCAACAUGAUUCACUUGCAUCUGAUGACAAACACUGGCUUACGAGUAGACGUUACCUUAAGACACUCUAUCAAGAGUCAGAUAAGCAACCUGGACUGAAUUUGAACCUUUCGAGGUGGUGGGAGUAGCGAUGCUGAUCAUGGGUUGGUGUUUAUGGGUUGACAUCAUCCAUUUUCAGAGGAUGUAUUAUGUAAAUACAAGAGAACUGCUGUUUUUAUGCCACAAGGGGGAGCCUUCAUUUCAGAGAUACAGUAGGGAACACCAAUAACAUUAUACCUCUAUUUUCUACAGUAGCAUUUCAAAAGGUUUUGAUAUAAUAGGAAACUCAACUUAGAUACUGUUAUUAGAAAACUGAAAUCAGCUGUAAGUUUUAUUUUGUUUCAGGAUUUUAACUUAUUCAGAUAAUAACUGUACAAUAUGGUAUAAGAAUGCUAACAUGGAGAUCAGUUCUGUUUAAACUAUGGAUUAUAGUCUGUAUUAUCAAUUCAGGUUAAGAAAUUAGUGUUGCUUUCAUCCUAUUUUACAGGCAUUACUUCCUUUUAUACUCUGCUAAAAUGCAAAAAAUGUGUUUGAUUCUAUUCUUUUUUUAUCGCACUUUGGCAGCAGAUUCCUGUGUAGCUUCAGAUCUCAGUUGUCUUAUUAGUAAGCCUAAUUUAUACUUUUGUAGCAACACUAUUUUUAUAUAAUGGCAAAGAAAGGGUUCAGUGUCUUUUUUUUUUUUUUUUUGAUUUGUUUUUUCCUGUGUCAUAUGUGGCAGCGCUGUUCAAUGUUUCUUGAAUACAUUACCCACUGUAGUAUGUGCUGUGUGAAUAAACUCCAAAUCUGUCAAA